Cryptococcus amylolentus CBS 6039 is the source of this 4251-nucleotide messenger RNA. RefSeq lists its product as hypothetical. NCBI's taxonomy places the organism in Eukaryota, Fungi, Basidiomycota, Tremellomycetes, Tremellales, Cryptococcaceae. Bases 1 to 4251 code for a protein of 1416 amino acids. The record is from RefSeq and is a predicted model, not a curated record. The transcript is spliced from 5 exons.
AUGCCCCCAACGAGGUCUUCAAAACGCACACAAAGCCGUGUGCAAGAGGACACCGAGGCAUCGGAGACCAGCUCGCCCGUCGCUUCCAGUUCCCGGCCCGCUUACAUGGCGUACCAGACUCCUGCCGUCAACCGCUUGCGACACGCACCCAGAGUUCGAGAAUCCCUCACAAGAUCAGGGAUCCUUUCGAACGACAUCACGAGCAGAGCAGAUCAGGUGUCAGGGCUAGCUGCCAAUUUUCUGCGGAGGCUGUAUGAAGGUAGAGGAUUGACGGUUGCCUGGAGCGCGUUCAACGAUUGCAAGGUCUCCAACAUCUUUCCCCCUCAUGCACCACCAUUACCCACCUAUGAUGAGAUUGAGAAUGCUCUCCAUCCCGAUCACGAUCUCGACCGCGACGCUCUCUUUCGUGCGGUUCGACUAUCAAAUCUCUCCACCUUUCUAUUCUCUAUCUAUUCUCCCGAAACCGCGAGUGAUACGUUUCUCCCGUUCGACCUUGAAGAGGAGAAUGAAGAGGAUGUGCGGGGGCUGAGUGAAGGUCAGAUGACAUUGAGGGCGCGGGUGCGGAGAAGGAAUUAUGUUUGGGAAAAGGCUUGGAAGAUGUUUUGGAGAAUGGUCGUGCCGGAGCAAAAGAGGGACAGUGAGAGGGCCAUGACCCUAUGGCUCGACUUUGCUACGCAGAUUCAUCUUCGAUACCAAUGCCCCUCUCCCACCGACGAUCCUUCAGAUGCCCUCCCUGAGAUAUCGGGCAUCUUGGAUAACGACUUCUUCUCACAAUCCGCUCUCCUGCGCUUCGGUCUGUGGACCCUCCCGGAUGACGCUGGAGAGAAAGACAUCGCCAAGAAAGCACGCGCGUCCAACCGUUGGGAGGACAUGGCUGAGAAACGAAUCAAGGAUUUGAGAGAAAUGACUUUUGAAGAGGCAACGGAAGAGUUUGAUUGGGAGGACUUUAGGGAUAGGCUGUUGGCGUGGGUGAAAAAGAAUGUUUUGAUGGACGAAGACACUUCUAUCUUUACACCUCCCAAAGGUCGUAGACCAUCUCUUGCGCCUCUUUCCUACCGCUCUAUCUCUCCCCUUAAGCCUUUUCCCAAACUCCCGGGCCCUCUCAGAGAAACAAUCAUACCUCGUCAAGAAGAAGAGGAGGAGAAGCAAGAGGAUGAAGAGCAAGUGGGCGAUCAGGGAGAGGAGGAAAAAGAGGAAGAAGAGCGAUCAACAGAUCAGGGGACGGACAAAGAAGAGGAGCAAGCGAGCGAUCAGAGGGAGGAGGAGGGAGAGGAAGAGGAGCGAUCAACCGACCAGGACGAUGAGGAAGAAGAGCGAGCAAUCGAACAGGAUGCCCUCACGAAGGUCGCCAGUGUGGACGAUGAAGUGUUCCGCUUCAAUCCCGCACCAACGCAUGCGGCAAAUGGAGUGACGGGCAAAAAGGUGUUCAAGUUUGCCGAGACGCAAGAUGACGCUGUGCAAAUCGGUUGGGACAGUCAAACUCCUGAGAAGACACCUGUGCCCAAGCGCAAGGUGUCGGGCAAGGGGAAGGGGAAAGCGAGAAUGAUCGAGGAGAGCGAGGAGGAGUCGCUUCGCUCCGACACAGAUGCCCAGUCCUCCCAAUCUUACAUGUCGGAAGAUGCCCGUGCAGGCGGCGCUAUGGACCUCGACACCGACGAUAACGAAGACCCCGACGGCCUCUAUCUCGACGACGGUCAGACAGACCCCCCACCCCUUCAGGAUGUCAAACCUGCUCCUUCGGCGCCGGGAAGAACUACUCGGGCAAUGUCGAGGGCGCAGUCUGUAACGCCUGCCCCUGCUCCUGCCACGAAGAAGGGUAGGAAGAGAACGCGUGACAAGGAGGAUUCCGAACUGGUAGUAUCGCAACCCGCUCGGGGCCAACCGACCAAGAAGGCAAGAAGGACGAACCAGCCGCCUCCUACUCUCACCGAGACCGAGUCUGAGCACGAGUCCGAGGCCGAGACGCUCGCCACACAAGCAUCCAACCGAGGCCGCCCAGCGCCGGGUACCACCCCUUCCCCAGCCCCUUCCUCACAAAGGGAGGAUGGCGAGCCCACCCCUCGGCCUGGCGCUAGACCCAGCGCACCUGCUAUCGUAACGAAGGAUGAGGACGAGGCGAUGGAAGAAAAAUUUGAUCUCGGCCAACUCCUUAGUCCGGAGACUGAACCUCCUCGCGCUGCGGCAAUCCCAUCUCAAUCGUCACAGCGCUCGAAAAAAGCAAUCAAGUCCCGCAGAGAUCCUCGACGAAUCAACGAGGAUAGCGCUACCCACGAUGUUGACCACGACGGGUUCUUUGAGGCUAUGGAUGCCCAUGAGAAAGAACAGUCGAGCAAGAGUAAAGGAAAGGAGCGGGCGAAAGAGGUGACGAUCGAGCCUUCGCCCCCACCUGCAUCGUCUUCCCGAGCUGCUCAACAGCCCGCAGAGCCCUCGCGUCCCGCGCGCUCUUACCGUAUUGACGAGGCCGGUCCUUCCCGACAACCUGCUUCCUCACGACGAUCUACCUCGCACACCGGCGCAUCGAACAUAGACUGGCACAAUCCUGCCUUCAUGGGGGAUGACGCGCCUAUGGCUGCUCAAGACGACUAUGAUGCCCAAAAAGAGGCUAUGCGGGAGAAUGGGUAUGGGGACUAUGAUCUCAAUACGGAGGAAGAGGAAGAGGAGGAAGAAGAAAACGGGCACCCCUCCGAGGAUGGGGCCUUUGCGACGGAUUCGUCUGAUAGUGAGGCGGCUUUGAGGAGGAUUCGGGCUUCUAAUAAGGCCAUUGCUGCUCGGAGGCGACAACAAACGCCCGACGAAGACACCGAGGACGAAAGUGAUACACAGUCUUCGACCGGAUCAAGUCAGGGGCGAGUACGUCUCGAUCGACCUGCCAAAAAGCCUCGACCCCUCAAAAAGCCACUAUUGCCUCAAAGUUCCCAGCCAGGGAGCACGGCAAAGCAUCUUCGCAAAAGCCGCAAAAUUUUCGAUCCCGAUAAUGACCCCUGCAUGCUCGAGGACGGACAGCCUUUGAAGCCCUUCAGAGAUCUCGACGCACCGAUCAAGUACCAACCCGACAUACCCAGAGCAAGGUAUCAAGCCAUCUGGACGGACGAGUUGUCCUGGUUGAUGUACAGGACUGUACAGAAAUGCCCGGCUUGGGUGCGAUAUCCCUUGCGUAUAGUCUGGUACCUGCAUGGAGCCGAUGGCCGUCUCGGCAACGAAUUUGCAGGCUUCGAUAUGGCCCAAUUGAAAUCGCGGAUGGAAGAGAUCACCAACAUUAGAUUGCAUGGCGGUCACCCUGUUGAGGGUAACGCCCGGGCUUUUGUUAAAAGCGCGGCUGUGAAGAAGAGUCUUGGCUGGGAACUUCAGAGGGAGAAGCGCCGCGUUCAGGCUGCCAUCAACGACAAGCUUGCCGGGGAAGAGAGUGAGAGAUUGGACGAUGAGGAGGAGGAGGAGGAUCAGGCAUCGCAGAAAAAACCCUCGCGUCCGGUCAAGAAUACAAAGAGGAUCGCUCGAGCGCCCAAGUCGACAAAAGGUCGCGCACGCAAGGUUGCCCAGUCGCCAGACUCUCCGGAAAGCGAAGACGAUGGGCAUCUGUCCAAUGCCGAAGCUGGGCCUUCCAAUCGUAUAGGCAACGGUGAAGGAAUGACAGCGACGGGGACGAAGAUCUUGAAGGAUAUACAGGCGGAUCGUGAUGACGAGUCAGAGAUCGAUUCUGAGUCGACGGUCGUUGAGAGACGUCCUACGAGAUCUUCUGGUCGCCUUGCUACGUCGGGAAACCGCCGCCCUUGCGUUGAGAUUCCUCGAAGCCAAAACUUGUCGGCCAAGAAAGCAAAGCAGACCUCCCCUUCAAAGUCAGGAGCCAAGGACACGCAGGAAGGCGAAGAGGCAAAUGGGAAUCAGCUUUAUGGGGCUGAUGAUUUGCGAGACGAGUUAGACGAGGAUGACGUCGAUGUGGAUCAACAGGACGAGGAAGAUGCUGGUGCUGGGGAAGCCGCGGAACUUCCUCCCGCUGGCCAGCACGCACCUACUGUGCCCGAUUCCAGUGGAGAACAGCCCCGCGUGGAAGGGACACCGUAUACGGGUAGCUUGGAGACGGCCAACAAGGAGGUAGAGGAAGAGGAACCCAGAGAAGACGAGGAACAGGAGGAGGAGCAACCAACAGGGCAGCAACAGGCAGAGGAAGUAGGGGGAGAACAGGCAGCGAGUGGCCAAAGUAACGCGAGUGCGAAGCCCCGUACACUGUUUGGGAGCUUCUUUGGCCGUUCAUGA